This is a messenger RNA of Alternaria rosae, 1229 nucleotides long. RefSeq names its product DJ-1/PfpI family protein. The transcript has 2 exons. NCBI's taxonomy places the organism in Eukaryota, Fungi, Ascomycota, Dothideomycetes, Pleosporales, Pleosporaceae. The coding region runs from base 308 to 1075 and encodes 255 amino acids. The record is from RefSeq and is a predicted model, not a curated record.
GGCUUAUGGGCGCACCAGAACCAAUACUACCAAGCGACUUAGAUUACGCUGCCGCCAGAAUGCCGACUUUAGGGACUGGUGUGGAGAUGUCGGGUUUAGGUUGUUUGACGAAGUCGGUAGUAUAAAAAGUCUACUCAAUCCUUCACAGAAACGCCGAACAGGCAACAGGUCCAGUAAAGAGCCGCAGGUACACCGCAGUCUUUGUCUAAAGGCCCCUCUCUCAUCUGGUCUCGAUUCGAGUUCCGGUUUCCAACUUCUCGCAUUCCUUUCUGCACCUCAAUAGUUCCUCAUCCACAGAUCUCCAAACAUGCGAUACUCAACCCUACUCCCGGCUCUGUUAGCCAUACCCUCGACUCUUGCAAGACCGGCCCAACCCGAAAUUGCCAACACCACAACUUUACCCACUCACUUCGGUCUACUCACAUUCCCACACUUCCAAGCUCUCGACAUAUUCGGCCCCAUGGACCUCCUUAAUUCGCUCUUCAUGUACUACCGAAACACAUCCAUCGUGCCGCAGUUCACAGUCUUCAGCAAGACCAUGGAUCCAGUGACGUCGGCCAUGACACCUGGAGGCUUUGGGCAAGAGAUCAUGCCAACCAUGACUUUCUCAGACUAUUUGGAUGGGCCUUCUCUAACAGAUAAGGGGGAGAUCGACGUCCUCAUCGUUCCUGGUGGCGGAGGUACUCGUAGGGACAUGACUGAAGAGAUCAAUUUCGUCAAGGCUACUUACCCAACGCUCAAAUACAUAAUCUCCGUCUGCACCGGUGCAACGCUCCUCUCCCGCGCAGGUAUCCUCGACGGCCGCAAGGCAACCACAAACAAGGCUGCCUGGCCAUGGGCUACAUCGACCGGGCCCAAUGUAAAUUGGGUGCCUACUGCGCGUUGGGUCGAAGACGGCAACAUCAUCUCGACCAGUGGGGUUUCUGCGGGUAUCGAUGGAACGUAUGCGUUUGUCAGUCGCGUGUAUGGCGAGGAGGUUGCGCAUUUCUUGAGUUUGGCGUUGGAGUACAACCGUGAGACGGAUGCGCAUCAUGAUCCUUUUGGUAAAAUUUGGGAUGUGCCGGGUGCUACUUAAAUUUCUAAAUCUUGUAAGCGGGAUUGGGUAGUGGUGGGAUGAGAUCAUGGUGUAUGGGUAGACGUGAUAGGCUGGGUCAGCCGCAGUGCAUAUGCAUGUGUCUGCACGGCCUACGUACUCUCAGCCUUUUCGACAACGACACUCUUGACCCGCC